AUGAAGCUCCUCUACCCGACGUCGCUGCACCUGAACGUGCAAGACCUCGAGGGCUUUUCGGUGUCGCUGCACCCAUACGACGUCAAGCAGGAGAUCCCCGCCGACCUGCUCGACGCGGAGGUGCUGGUGACGUGGACCAACUCGGCGGCCAACCUCAAACACGCGGCCCAGCACAUGACGGCGCUGCGCUGGAUCCAGUCGCUGGCCGCGGGCCCCAACGACGUGCUCGCCGCCGGCUUCGACCCGGCCAAGGUGACCAUCACCACGGGGUCCGGGUUGCACGACCGCACCGUGGCCGAGCACACGCUGGGCCUGCUGCUGGUGGCGGCGCGCAAGUUCCACGAAAUGCGCGACUACCAGAUGCGCGACCCGCCCGUGUGGCCGCAGCACCUGGGCGGCCCGCAGCCCGACCGGCCCAAGGGCGCCUUCACCACGCUGCGCGACGCCAACGUGCUGGUCUGGGGCUUCGGCAACAUCGCCAAGACGCUGACGCCGCUGCUGCGCCUGCUGGGCGCGCAGGUGCGCGGAGUGGCGCGGCGGCCGGGCGUGCGUGACGGCGUCGAGGUGUACGGCGAGGACGACCUGCCGCGGCUGCUGCGCGAGACGGACGCGCUGGUGAUGAUCCUGCCCGGCAGCGCGAGCACCCGGCAUGCGCUCAACGCCGAGCGGUUGGCGCUGCUGCCGUCGCACGCAUGGGUAGUCAACGUCGGGCGCGGCACGUCGGUGGACGAGGACGCCCUGGCCGAUGCCCUGACCGCGGGCACCGUCGGCGGCGCCGCCCUCGACGUCUUCGAGACCGAGCCGCUGCCCCCGCACAGCAAGCUGUGGCACGCGCCCAACUGCGUCGUCAGCCCGCACGCCGCGGGGGGGCGGCCCCAGGACGCCGAGAAGCUGAUCGCCGCCAACCUGCGGCGGUUCCUGGCCGGGCAGAAGUUGGAGAACGUCAUUUAA
Molecule: messenger RNA, 951 nt
Organism: Fonsecaea erecta
Lineage: Eukaryota; Fungi; Ascomycota; Eurotiomycetes; Chaetothyriales; Herpotrichiellaceae
Exons: 1
Coding region: 1-951 (316 amino acids)
Molecular function (GO): NAD binding; oxidoreductase activity, acting on the CH-OH group of donors, NAD or NADP as acceptor
Source: RefSeq, a predicted model, not a curated record